Molecule: messenger RNA, 1374 nt
Organism: Suillus subaureus
Lineage: Eukaryota; Fungi; Basidiomycota; Agaricomycetes; Boletales; Suillaceae
Exons: 3
Coding region: 145-1374 (409 amino acids)
Biological process (GO): eisosome assembly; negative regulation of protein kinase activity; endocytosis
Cellular component (GO): plasma membrane; eisosome filament
Molecular function (GO): lipid binding
Source: RefSeq, a predicted model, not a curated record
CAGGCUCGUUUGAUCCUCGUUGCAAUUGGAAAUAUUGUUAUCCGAAUAUUUCUCCUAGACCUCAUCAUUCGCCACAGCGCGCUGCAACGCUUCCUCGUCGUUGAGCACGACCUAAUCCAUCAUACGUUGUCGUAUAUCUAACUGAUGACGGUCCACCGUCCUCCAGACUCUCGUCUCCUUUCCAACCUCAUAGCACACGAAAAGGAGUACACGAAACAUUUAUCCGCUCUUUUCCCCAUAUCACAUGCUGCUCUCGCAUCUCUUUCUGCAUUCGCGGCUGCCUCACCUUCGGCUAUUCCUAGUAGUUCUUCAGUCUCCCUAGCACAAACUAUUGGCACCAUUGUUGAUGUCCUCUCCGGCGCGGACGAUGCUCUUCAGCUGUACAAUCAGGCGGUUGAGAACUGGCGCGACCAACUCGGCCACUUGAUAAAACUCGAGGAAGACAUAGCAGCUAUUCUCCGUGACAGGGAAAUUCUAAUAACUCGGCUCAUCAAAGUUUCCAAAUCCUCCAAGACCACACGGGAUCCUCGCUCAUCACUCGUUCUACCAUCUGGUUCUACCUCAUUUACAUCUCUCCCUUCCACCAAUUCUACGUUACAUGGCUCUUCGAACACCAAACUUUUGCAAGCUCAAGAGGAGCUACGCGCAUGCGAGAAUCAUUUGGCUACCAAAGAGCUGGAAUUGGAGGCACUUCGGAUUAGCAUAGCUAGAGAAGGUCUCGGUGCUCGCUGUCGGGCUCUUAUUGAUUGUGGGUGGGCUUGGGGUGAAAUGGGCAAGGAGGGUCUUCGGGCGUUACAGAGUCUUAAUGCUCCAAGUCCUGAUGGUAAAGAACCGCCCUUGUCGUCAUUUCCGUUGCAUUCGCAUUCGCCCUCCACGUCCAUUACUCCCAAACAAAAACCUUUACGUUCUCCCGCGCUGCCUUCUCAUGUUGCACAGGGCCCACUAUCAUACUCCUCCGACAUUUCCUCCCUCACGCCUUCUCAAAGUGCAUCCCAACAGCACGAUUGGCCCUCUCGUGGAACUAGCCAAGAAGGCGCGGUUCCUGAUCAUCCUAGCUCCAAUGGUCAUGAAGAGGUGACAAUCAAUAUCCCUCCUGCGCACGCCAUCUCAGAACUUACCAUGCCCACUGGUGUCCCUUCCCCGUCCCCUCUCAGAGCCCCCUUAUCUGAGAGUUCGACAGACCUCGAGGCUCAUCCCCUCCCACGUGGCAGUAGCACACAACGAAUCCGCCGUCCAUUAUCCAAACGCAUCACCGAGGUAGACGAAAAUGAGUACAGGGAGAAGCCUGCUCUCGUAGCAGACUCCUUCACAUCCCUAACGGUGCUCGCAAUGCAGACGAUAGCAGUGAAGAUGGGGAGACUCAAGGUCCCUUAG